Spodoptera exigua (beet armyworm) is the source of this 1652-nucleotide messenger RNA. The record is from the annotation of a GenBank genome assembly. NCBI's taxonomy places the organism in Eukaryota, Metazoa, Arthropoda, Insecta, Lepidoptera, Noctuidae.
GAAACAACAAUAAAACAUAAAUCGAAUUAAUGUCUUUGCUAGAGGAUAUAUUCUUACAAGAUGAGGCGGACGAAGCACAAGAACUAGAAAGAGUAAUAGAAGGCGACGAGUACGAUGAAAGACCUCGAUCUCGAGCAGUUACACCAAAUAGCGAUGACAAUGAACCAAAAGACGAUGAAGCAGAGGAGGACAAAAGGCGAGUGGAUCCCACUUCAACAAAAGCAAAGCGAGUUACUAAGAAUCCAAGGUUCAUAUUGAACCCUGCUCGACUGACAGGACCUAGAGGCAUACAGGUCAUACCUGAACAUUUCAAAGAUUUCAAAUUUAAAGGCAAAGGACAUGAAAAAGAAGAUCUAGAUUUAGUGUUAAAGAAAUUAGAACACUGGGCAUAUAGACUCUACCCAAAGUUUCAGUUUGAAGACUGUCUGAAAAAGAUUGAAACUCUUGGCAAAAAGAGGCCUGUUAUGGUCCAUUUACACAAAAUCCGCACAGACCAGUUUUUGUCUGAAGAGACAGUAGUCCAAAAGGAUUCCAGUGAUGAGGAAACACAGCCGCCUCAGGAAGAGGAUGAGUUUGACAAGCUGUUGCAGCAGCAGAUUGACUUGGCUAGAGCUACACCUGCACCGGGAUCUGUGAAGAAAGCUAUGGCCACUCCUGCAACACCAUUACAAGACAGGUCACCAUUCACAAUGCCGAAAGCAACCUCAUCGCCGUCUAUAAGCGAUGAACAGAAAGAAAGAAUGAUUAGAAACAGGAAGCUAGCUGAAGAGAGACGCCUAGCAAGACUAAAACAGAACUCUAUGGAAAACACAAAACAAAACAAUGGCCCUAACAUCAGUGGAAUUGUUGAAGUUGAUGAAGAAGUUGAAAAUAAUGUUAUAACAAAGAAAAAUAACAGAUCAAAUGUUAUAGAUAGUUCUGAUGACGAGUGUGACGUCACUAAUGUGAAAGAAUCUGUUGUUGUCGAUGUACAUGGUUCAGGUCGGACUGAAGCUAAUAAAAACACUGAAGCUGAUGAUCUUGGUAAAGAGACUUGUAAAAAUGGAAAUGAUAUUGAAAUGGCAGAUGUUGAAGCGGACAAAGAAAUUAUUGUAGUCAAUGAUGGUGUUACGAGAGCCAAGCAAUAUUAUAAUGUAGUUGAAGAAAUUAUUGAUGAUGAUAUCAACAAAAAUGAUGCAACAAAAGACAGUGAUAUAAUCGUUUUAAAUGACGCUGGUAUAGUCAGUAAUAAACCAAUCACAAUAACGGACGAAAUCAUCGAAAUUAAAGAUCACACUGAAACUGUAAAAGAAGUAAAUGAUAAAAGAGAAGAGCUGAUUGUUUUGAAUGAUGAUGAAAAUAGUACAGACAUUACUGAGGAUGCCGAAAUCACGAAAGAUGAUAAUAAUGUUGGUGAUGUUAUUGAAAUAAAUGACGCAGUUACAACAGAAAUUGAAAAUAUUAUACCAGUUGUUGAAGAUAGUACGAAUAAUGAAAGUAAUAUAGAUAUAGAGGAUAGUUGUAAAUCAAAUGAAAGCCUAAAACAAAAUGUACAAGAAGAUUUGCCAUCAAAAAACACUGUUCAGGAAGUAGGUGGUUUAGAUACGAAUGCCAAAUUAACGGAAGCAGUGCUAGAUGAUAUGAUGGAUGUUGAUUUUAGUGAGGAUUUCUGA